UGACGCAAUCAUUCUGCGACAAAUCAACUGAUACCGAAGGCAACAUGGCAGCCCCUGAGAGUAAGAAGCGUGGUUUGGAACAUUUGGAUGAAUAUGAACCAAAACCUGUCAAACACCUUCGAGGCCUGCAUGACCGAAUGGCAGAGAGGAGACUGGUGGUCAUUCUCGAAGGAGCUUCGUUAGAAACAGUGAAGGUUGGAAAAACCUUUGAGCUGUUAAACUGUGACCAACAUAAAAAUAUAAUCGUCAAAAGUGGAAGAAACCCUGGAAAUAUAAGACCAGAUAUCACUCAUCAGUGCCUGCUCAUGUUGAUGGACAGUCCAUUGAACAGGGCAGGCCUUUUGCAGGUUUACAUCCACACAGAGAAAAAUGCCUUAAUAGAGAUAAACCCACAGACCCGCAUCCCAAGAACCUUCAAUCGCUUCUGUGGCCUAAUGGUUCAACUGUUGCACAAGCUGAGUGUCAGGGCAGCUGACGGUCCUCAGAAGCUUCUGAGGAUGAUUAAAAACCCAGUGUCUGACCAUCUGCCUCCUGGCUGCCCCCGCAUGUCCACCUCCUUUUCUUCUGGAGAGGCAGUCUGUCCUCGGACUUUGGUACCAGAGGGACCAGCUGCAGUGGUGAUCGGAGCAUUUGCACAUGGAGCGAUUAAUGUGGACUACACAGAGAAGACUGUAUCUAUCAGUAACUACCCCCUCUCUGCGGCACUGACCUGUGCCAAGAUGUGCUCAGCCUUUGAGGAAGUGUGGGGUGUCCUGUGAUAGUGAACUAGUGAUGUUGACCUGGAAAAGAGGAACAUGGACAUUCUUAAAUGGACUAGAAAUGGACAUUAUGGAAACAUUAGACCAAAUGUCAAUUUUGCCGGUGAUGUUGUAUGGACUACAACAAUUUAUCAUCUUACACCCUGUAUGUGUAUACUGAUUUUGUCUCUUUGCAUACCCUUUUUUUGUACCACUUCCCCUUUUCAUUUUUUUGUGACGCUAUCAAUUGCUCCAAUAACAGAGUUUUGGAUUAUCAAUCAAUACAAUUACAUUUAAAUAAAUAACCAUGAUGAGUCA
Molecule: messenger RNA, 1055 nt
Organism: Notolabrus celidotus (New Zealand spotty)
Lineage: Eukaryota; Metazoa; Chordata; Actinopteri; Labriformes; Labridae
Gene: emg1
Product: EMG1 N1-specific pseudouridine methyltransferase
Exons: 5
Coding region: 45-758 (237 amino acids)
Biological process (GO): rRNA base methylation
Cellular component (GO): small-subunit processome; nucleolus
Molecular function (GO): rRNA (pseudouridine) methyltransferase activity; rRNA binding
Source: RefSeq, a predicted model, not a curated record